AUGCAGCGGCAUCCCGGUCUCCUGUUUGCCGGCUUGAUCUUUUGUGCUGCUCUCUCAGAGACGUUCGGGCUGGUUUUAUCCGCUAAAGAGAAAAGGGGAUGGACUAUGAAUAGUGCUGGCUAUCUGCUUGGCCCACGUCGUAUUGAACAGCUCCUCAAGGAAAUGCCCAAUGCAAGGGGGAGAGAAGAGCCACCUGGGGAAUAUGCAAUAGACAGAAUUUUUAGUGUCAAGCAUGGUUUAGCUGGUAAACGUGACAUAAACCUCGAAGAAAAUGUAAAAGCAGAUACUUCCACAAGACUGCUGACAUAUAACAAUAUUAUGCGUACAAUAAUUGAAUUCUUGGCCUAUCUACAUCUUAAAGAAGCUGGGGCUCUUGACAACAUAGCUACAACAGUUUCUUCAGAAGAAAGAGAUCAGUCCUGAAAGAGGUUGCAUUUAUACUCUGAAUUGAUCUCAUCUGAACCCUGAACAAAAUAAGACGUUAU
This is a messenger RNA of Protobothrops mucrosquamatus (brown spotted pit viper), 485 nucleotides long. It is a transcript of the gene GAL, whose product is annotated as galanin and GMAP prepropeptide. Gene Ontology annotation, molecular function: hormone activity. The transcript has 6 exons. The record is from RefSeq and is a predicted model, not a curated record. Lineage: Eukaryota; Metazoa; Chordata; Lepidosauria; Squamata; Viperidae. Gene Ontology annotation, cellular component: extracellular region. The coding region runs from base 1 to 423 and encodes 140 amino acids.